UUUAUUUUAAAAAUCGUGUCUUUAAAAUUUGUUUAAAAAUAUUAAUUUAAUGCUGUUUCAAGAUGGAAAACUUGAUUAAUUUUGAUGAAAACGAGAGUAAAAGUGAAAAUUCUGUGGAACCGACAAAGAAUUUGAACAAAAAUAUCUUCAGACAACAUUUAUUAAUUAAUGAUCGGUUAAGUUUUGAGUUAAACAAUCCAUUUGAUAAUUUGGAGUAUAGAAUCACACAUUCGGAGGAUCCAUUUGAGUGCCUUGAACAUAAUAAACUUGCAACAUCCAGAAAUAGUGAUGAAGCAAUUAAAACCGAUAAGUUGUCAGAUAACGAGCUAUUAGGAUCACUCCUUGGAUCAAUGAAUGCUAAAAUGGAUGUCCUAAAUUCUACAGAUCCAUCGCCUGCAACAUCAACAACGAGUAGUUUCAUUGCUGAUAAUGACUCAGAGUUAUCAACAAGCUAUAAAAAUAAGACAUUAAAGAGAUGUCAAUCAGAUUCCAGCACAGCAUCAACAUCUGAAGAUACAAGUCGAUACAGUUCAGUCGACAAUAUUCUUUCAUCAAAAACUAAUCAACUGCUUAAAUUGAGUUUAUUAAACUCACCAAAUUCUCCUCUACAUUCCUCAUCUCGUACAGCACUCGACGGUUCCUUGAUUGAGACUGUUUUUCAGGAAGCAAAGAAAAUAUCGGAAAAACUAAGCAGUUUUAAUGAAAUGUCAUUUGAAGACUUGAAUAAUAUAAGCCAGCAAUUAGUCGAUACGUCUGCUGUUUCCAUAGUCGAUACAGAUUUAGAGCAGAUGAAAAUCUCAUUUCUUGAAAAUAAUCCUGAAACCUCAAAAUCGAUUCCGUCCAGCACAAAUAAUGAAAAAUCGUCCAACAAUAUUGAGGAUAUUCAUGAAAAGUUGAAGCUUAUUAAGAGGGAAAAGAGCGAUCUUGAUAUAAAGCCAGAAAUUGUUGUGGUAAAAGAGGAGAAAAUGGAAGCGCCACAAACAGGAACAACACAAAAGACUGAUUGUGAUAUCGACGACAUUCUACAAAAUUUUAAAUCAUUAAUGAAGAAUAAUAAUAUGGCUGAAGCAAAGAAGCAAUUAAAGAAAUUAAAUGACUUGCUAGGUGGAAAUGAGACAAGAAAAUCCACACUUCAGGUCCAGCCAAUGAUUCGUCAAGAUACAUUUGAAAUAGAUCAAUCAACUGGAAAGCGUAAAUAUCUUAAUAGCAGCACAAUUGAAGACAAUGAUGCCAGUUCUAAUAACGAAUUAAUGGAACAGCUUGCAAAACUCUUUGGUGCUCAAAGUCUUGAUGUUGGAUCAUUGAAUGUAUCAAAUGAUCACAAUAAUCAGACUAAAUUUGUUGUUAUUAUGCCUAAUAUAACUCCAGCAGUAACUCCUGUAAAGCAGAAUAAUACAACACGUAGAAGUGUUUCAUUUAGUACACAGCGUCCAAACACGACAUUUAAAGGAAUCGAAAAUAAGAAAUUAUCGACUCCAAUGAAACCAUCGACAACAAUUACAUCAAGUGCUGUUAGACGAAGCUCAUAUACAGCUCCACGACCAAUGGCAAAGCCACCUCAUCCAUAUGAGCAGAAACUUCAUAUUGGAACUGUUCGGAAGUCUUUAAUGGACAAAAUGGAUAAAAGUCCAUUAAAAACGAAUGCAAAUGCACAUGUUGCAUCCAAAAAUCUUCCACCACGUCCACCAACAAAUGUUCGUCGUUCUAUAUCAUUAAAAACUAAUAUUCCAGCUGUUAAAAUUAGUGAAGCAUCGCCUGCAAAAAGUCGUCCAACAACAAUGGCUGCACCUAGAACAAGCACAAAUCUACCAAGAUCAAAUUUGUCAACAAAUCGUCGUUUAUCAUCAAUAACUCGUCCAUCCACUGCCAAUCAACAAGGAUUGUUAAGUACAAAUCGACCAGUAACAAGAAAGUCUGAAUUUAAAGCUCCACUAUCAACUCCGCGUAUCUCAUCCAGCAAGGAAAGUAUGGUUUGAGAUUUAAAGCAAAACAUUUGUGAUUAAUUAAACUUAAAUUUCUUAUAUUUUUUUUAAAAAAAAAUCUUUAAUAAAAUUUUUUUUGUCUUCUCUUUAUCGUUCAUCACA
Chironomus riparius is the source of this 2084-nucleotide messenger RNA. Lineage: Eukaryota; Metazoa; Arthropoda; Insecta; Diptera; Chironomidae. The record is from the annotation of a GenBank genome assembly.